Messenger RNA from Dermatophagoides pteronyssinus (European house dust mite), 998 nucleotides. RefSeq names its product peroxiredoxin-like. Gene Ontology annotation, biological process: cellular response to stress; cell redox homeostasis; response to oxidative stress. Gene Ontology annotation, cellular component: cytosol; endoplasmic reticulum. The record is from RefSeq and is a predicted model, not a curated record. NCBI's taxonomy places the organism in Eukaryota, Metazoa, Arthropoda, Arachnida, Sarcoptiformes, Pyroglyphidae. Gene Ontology annotation, molecular function: thioredoxin peroxidase activity.
AUAACGCCAACGCAUCAUCAUUAGAAUUGGAUUGAUUUUCUUAAUAACUGUCAUUCAUUUCAAAUAACCAAGUAACCAAUUUGUUACCAUGGUCAAUAUUAUUACUGCAACAAUGAUUGUCAAUAAAACAUUAUUAUUAAUGAUGAUCAUUAAUUUAAUGUUGACCAUUGGUGAAGCUGCUGUUGAACAAUGUCAAAAUUUUGGUGGAAGCGGUUUGGAUGUUUAUCCACGUGAAGGUCGUCUUCAUCCAGGCGAAAGUUCACAUCGGCUUCAUUGGUCAAAAGCACAAAUUAUGAAACCUGCACCAUAUUGGGAAGGAACGGUCGUUGUUUCGGGUGAUCUAAAAGAAAUGAAUCUUACACAAUUUCGAGGCAAAUAUCUUGUAUUCUUUUUCUAUCCAUUAGAUUUCACAUUUGUAUGUCCAACUGAAAUCAUCGCAUUCAGUGAUCGUAUCAAAGAAUUUAAAGCCAUUCAAACUGAAGUUAUUGCCUGUUCUGUUGAUUCACCUUAUACACAUUUAGCAUGGAUAAAAACUUCACGUAAACAAGGUGGACUUGGACAUUUAAACAUUCCAUUGUUAUCCGAUCAAACACAUCAGAUUUCCAAAGAUUAUGGUGUCUAUGUUGAAGAUUUGGGUCACAGUCUUAGAGGACUGUUUAUUAUUGAUAAAAACGGCAUAUUGCGUCAGAUCACAAUGAAUGAUCUACCAGUUGGUCGAUCAGUUGAUGAAACAUUACGUUUGGUACAGGCAUUCCAAUAUACUGAUCAACAUGGUGAAGUAUGUCCGGCAAAUUGGAAACCUGGAUCGGAAACAAUUAUUCCUGAUCCUAAAGACAAAUUAAUUUAUUUCGAAAAAUUCGAUGAUUCUAAAUCCGAACUUUGAGCUUUGUUUUUAUUUUCAAAAAAAAAAAUAUUCUUUUCAAAAUUUGCUCACUGAUCUGUUUUGUCGCAAAUAAAAUCUCAAUAAUCGAUUGGACCAUAAAUUUUUCGGGCUAAUA